Odontomachus brunneus is the source of this 1987-nucleotide messenger RNA. It is a transcript of the gene Mfap1, whose product is annotated as microfibrillar-associated protein 1. Gene Ontology annotation, biological process: mRNA splicing, via spliceosome. Gene Ontology annotation, cellular component: U2-type spliceosomal complex. NCBI's taxonomy places the organism in Eukaryota, Metazoa, Arthropoda, Insecta, Hymenoptera, Formicidae. The record is from RefSeq and is a predicted model, not a curated record. Bases 258 to 1625 code for a protein of 455 amino acids. The transcript has 3 exons. Gene Ontology annotation, molecular function: RNA binding.
AUAAACUUAACCAAAGUGUGUAGCGCGUUUAUCGGAAAAGAGACAUUCAGGACGAGGAACAGGGUUAAGGAUAGAAGAAUUAACACGUUUGGAAAAGUAGAGAAAGUGAUAUAAAGCGAUUUUCAAUCUUACAGUGUAGGCUGAAAACAUUGCAAGACAAAGUCAUGAAACUAUAAAAAGAGUGAAAAAAAGAAACGCUUGUCGAAGAAAACUAAAGAGGUUCUGCUCAGUGACGUGUCCACCGAAACGGCGUCAAAAUGAUGAUGGACUAUUUUGUGACGAAUAAUUCCUUGGCGCCCGCACCCAUGGGAAUACAGAGCACAGCGGGUGCGGUGCCUGUGAAGAACGACAAAGGUGAACUAUCGAUGAAAAAGGUCAAGGUGCAUCGUUACGUUUCUGGCAAGCGACCAGAUUACGCCGCAGCGAGCUCGGACGAGGAAUCAGAGGAAGAAGACUUUUUGGAGAAGCGUGUCCUCAAGAAUUAUGACGACAAUGAAACAGUCACGGACGUUCCGGCGCAUUCGCACGCGAGGACUAGGGAUGAGGACGACCCGCGUCUACGAAGAUUAACACGGCAGAAGGAGGCUCCGACCGAGAUACGCACCGAGAGGCACAGGCAUAUCCACGAGCCCGAGCUGAUCGAGAUAGAGCUGGAGAGAACGCGCGAAAGGAUCAAAUUGGAAAGUUCCGACACGUCCGAGGAUGAGGAAUUGUCCGAUUCCGAGAUAGAGAAACGGCGAGAGGCGCUGAAGCAGCGUGUACUCUCCAAGAAGGACACGGAGGAGGAAUUGAUACAAGGCGAGGAGGAGGAGAGAUCGGGCGAGAGCUCGGAAGAGAGCUCAGAUUACGAGGAAUAUACCGACUCCGAGGAGGAGACGGGGCCGCGGUUGAAGCCCGUAUUCGUCCGCAAGAAGGACAGAAUCACGGUGAUGGAGAAGGAGAAGGAGGCGAUGCGGCAAAAGCAAGCGGAGGUCGAGGUAAAGAAGCUGGCCGAGGAGCGCAAACGGCAGACACUGAGAAUGGUGGAGGAGGCAGUGCGGAAAGAGGCACAAGUUGGCAAGGGCAACGUCGAGCAGGAGAGCAAACUGAAUGACGUUUGCACGGACGACGAGAACGACGAAGUAGAGUACGAGGCGUGGAAGUUGCGCGAACUUAAGAGAAUCAAGCGAGAUCGUGAGGAAAGGGAGCAGAUGGAGAAGGAGCGUCUGGAGAUCGAGCGUAUACGCAAUAUGACAGAGGAGGAGCGAAGGCAGGAGGCACGACUGAAUCCGAAAGUGAUCACCAACAAAGCGGCCAAAGGAAAGUAUAAGUUCCUACAAAAGUACUAUCAUCGUGGCGCGUUCUAUUUGGACAAGGACGACAAUAUAUUUAAACGCGACUUUUCCGGCGCCACUUUGGAGGAUCACUUUGACAAGACGAUCCUGCCGAAGGUCAUGCAAGUGAAGAACUUUGGCCGCAGCGGCAGAACCAAGUAUACUCAUUUGGUGGAUCAAGACACUACGCAAUUUGACUCGCCGUGGAUAUCGGAGACUGCGCAAAACCUCAAGUUUCACAAUAAUCAAGCAGCUGGUAUGAAGCAGGUUUUCGACCGACCUUCUCUGAAAAAGCGGAAAGCUGAAAAUUAGGCAAUAACGCCACACCACGUACCUUUUCUUCUCCUUCUCUUGUUUUUGUUGCUUUUUUAUUUUUAUUUAGUAAAUACAUAUAGAAACAUUUGUACAAAUAUCAUUGCGUCGCAAUAAAAACGAUUUAUGGAAAUUAAAAGCGACAGCUUAUAGAUGCAAAAUACAAAUGAUAUAUCCACUCAUGACGUCACUGUCAUGAAAUACAAGUAGACUAAUUUUGUGAUAUUUCGUCGGUCCCACAUGAUCCUGUCUUUUAGAAAUAGAGAGUACAAUAACAUGAUUUAUAUAUAUGCAAAUAUAUUUUAUAUACGAACGAAAUUUCAUAGGCACAUAAUAAUAAUUAGACUGGAAAGUAUUACGUA